UAUUUGCCACGUGGCACUAAGACGUUGACCUUGGGUACUAUUAGCUCUAUCAAAAAAAAAAAAAACACUUGUUCUUCCUCUUGCCUCUGAUCGGAAAACAGAAACGCGAUGGGGAGGUCCCGAUUUGAUGUACUGGUCUCCGUCUUCGUUACGGUGCACCCGCACGAAUCCUCUGCUCUUCUCCACGCCUUCUUCUGCUUCUUCUUCAUUUUGAGUGCGUAUUUCGUAGUUUUACCUUUGCGUGACGAAGGUGCCAUUUCGUUGGGACUAUCAAAUCUACCUGGCCUAUUCGUAGGUUCAUUGUUGCUCACUGUCAUUGCCGCGCCUUUUUCCUCACUCGUUUUCUCUCUCCCUAAUGUUUCUAAAAACAAGGCUUUGGUUUUCAUACACAGGUUCUUCAGUGUAUCACUCAUAGUGUUCUUUAUUCUAUGGCACUAUUCUUCAGCUGGAUAUUCAACCUCCAAUGUGACUGGGUCCACAGCUUUGACGUCGAAGGAAGGGAAACCUGGUGAUCAAGGCAGUCUCACGUCGUCAUUUGGUUGGGAUAACCAUGGAUGGUUUUAUAUCUCUGUCCGUAUAGGAUUGUUUCUUUGGGUUGCUUUGCUUAAUCUAAUUACUAUUUCUUCGACUUGGGCAAGGGUAAUUGACGUAAUGGACAAUGAGUCAGGUUCAAGAUUAUUUGGAUUUAUUGGUGCUGGUGCUACUCUUGGACAACUUUGCGGAUCACUGUUUGCCACAGGAAUGGCUUUUGUUGGCCCGUUCUUGCUUUUGUUUGCUGCUUUGUUGAUGGAGCUUGCAGCUCAGACAUCAAGAGGGAUAAAUUGUGAUGCAUCUCAUGUUGAAGAAGAAUUGUCUCCCAUUAGAGAAUCUGAUUCCAACCAUGAAAGUGAGGCUCGUGAGUUUGAAAGGACUGAACACACUCUAGGUUCCCCAAAGCCAUCCACUUCUUUAGUGAAGCAUAAAGUUUGGCCCAUAUUGGAAGGACUCUGGCUUAUAUUGUCAUCAACUUACCUGUUGCAUAUAUCAUUGUUCAUCUGGCUGAGUGCAGUUGUCUCUUCAUUCUUCUAUUUCCAGAAAGUGAGUGUGAUUGCCACUACAGUUACUAGCUCUCUUGGUAGGAGAAAAUUGUUUGCCCAGAUAAAUAGCUUUACUGCUGUUUUUAUUCUUAUUGGACAACUAUCCCUAACGGGGCGCAUUCUUACUGUUGCUGGGGUGACUACGGCUAUAUGCUCAACUCCUUUCGUUGGCGUCUUAAAUUUAGUCGCUCUAGCUCUUUGGCCAGAUUGGAUGACGGUGGCUAUUUGUGAGACACUGAGAAAGGUCGUUACAUAUGUUGUUACAAGACCUGGAAGAGAACUUUUAUUUGUGGUUGUUUCAGAGGAUGAAAAGUAUAAAGCUAAAGUAUGCAUAGAUGUGUUGGUUCAAAGACUUGGAGAUGCUGCAGCAGCUGGAAUGUAUAAAAUUCUUUUUGGUUCCAUAAACGGGAGCCCAUCAACUGCUUCCCUUUAUGGCCUUCCCGUUUGUUUGUUAUGGAUAGUCACAGCAUUCUUUUUGGGUCGUAGGCAAGCGCAAAUUUCAAAGGAAAAUUUGAGAUUAUAAUGAAUUGUAAUGCAUGAUAGUUCAAUCAUAUGACAAAUGCGUAAGCCGGAUUGUGUUUCGAGAAAAUCGAACUUCUGAGAUUAAAGCUAACGUGGUAUGCUCUCCCAAUUUUUUAAGGCAUUCCUUCUGUGUUAGUAAUUGGAGAAAUUUUGAUGUAAAGUGAUACAGUGUAAUAACAUAAAUUGAUACUUGCUGUAAAAAAACCAUAAAUUGGUACAUGGUUCUAGAUUAUUUUAAAUAUUAUCCUAGAAAUUGAAUUAGUAAAGUUCCGGUGAUAAUUCAAUUAA
Molecule: messenger RNA, 1886 nt
Organism: Cicer arietinum (chickpea)
Lineage: Eukaryota; Viridiplantae; Streptophyta; Magnoliopsida; Fabales; Fabaceae
Biological process (GO): nucleotide transport
Cellular component (GO): membrane
Molecular function (GO): ATP:ADP antiporter activity
Source: RefSeq, a predicted model, not a curated record